Molecule: messenger RNA, 2166 nt
Organism: Hydatigera taeniaeformis
Lineage: Eukaryota; Metazoa; Platyhelminthes; Cestoda; Cyclophyllidea; Taeniidae
Source: the annotation of a GenBank genome assembly
AUGCCGAACAUCAAGAUAUUUGCUGGUAGCUCUAAUGUCGAUCUGGCUAAGAGAAUAACCGACCACAUCGGUAUCAAACUUGGACAUGUCAACUCCAAGAAGUUCAGUAAUCAGGAAACAUGUGUUGAGGUUGCUGAGUCGGUUCGAGGUGAAGAUGUUUACAUUGUGCAGACAGGAAGCGGUGAAGUUAAUGAUAACUUGAUGGAGUUGCUCAUAAUGAUUAAUGCUUGUAAAAUUGCUUCUUCCUGUCGGGUCACCGCGGUGAUACCUUGCUUCCCGUAUGCUCGGCAAGACAAGAAGGACAAGUCCCGGGCCCCAAUUUCGGCAAAACUUGUUGCAAACAUGUUGUCAGUUGCCGGCGCUGAUCAUAUCGUGACAAUGGAUCUCCAUGCCAGUCAAAUUCAGGGCUUCUUUGACAUACCUGUAGACAAUCUGUAUGCCGAGCCAGCUGUCAUCAAGUGGAUUCAAAAAAACAUUGACGAUUGGCAAAAUUGUUGUGUCGUUAGUCCUGAUGCUGGUGGUGCUAAGAGAGUGACCUCACUAGCCGAUCAACUGAACGUAGAGUUCGCUCUAAUUCAUAAGGAGCGGAAACGCGCUAAUGAGGUCGAUCGAAUGGUUCUUGUUGGUGAUGUUAAAGGAAAGGUUGCCAUUCUUGUUGAUGACAUGGCCGAUACUUGCGGCACAAUUUGUACUGCCGCCGAUCGUUUGACUGAGGCUGGGGCUACUCGCAUCUAUGCGAUUUGUACUCAUGGUAUCUUCUCUGGUCCUGCUAUUGAUCGAAUCAACAAUUCUUGUUUCGAAGCCGUAGUUGUCACCAACACAAUUGACCAAAAGGAGAACAUGAAGAAGUGUCCCAAGCUCUACUGUAUCGACAUCAGUACUGUGCUAGCGGAAUCGAUUCGUCGCACCCACAAUGGGGAAUCAGUGUCCUACCUCUUUAAUCACUCGUCCAAAUUUUUCGAUCCUCAAGAGGCCAGAGAAACCUCGAGUGACUUAUUCAAACGGCUUCGGCAGUCGGCUCUGUUGGGUCAACCGCUGCUUCCCUUCCUUUUCCACAAUACUGACUUUGAGUCUGCUCUCCUUCAUCAAGGCACUGGUAGCGAUAAUCCUCAAGCAAGCACAUCUAAACCAUCGGCAGCCCUCUGGGAAGUUUGUUCCUCAGUCCCCUCUCCUUCAUCAAUUUUUUCCAUGAAGAGUCUUCAUACUGUUCAACGUCUGAUCUUAAAACAAUGGGCCCCCCGCGUGAUAAGUGGAGUGGACCUUCUGAAGGACUGCUUAGCUAAUCGAUGCUUUAUCUCAACGGGAUUUUCUCAGCUCGAUUCUCUUCUCAACGGUGGUUUAAUGACUGGCGAGAUAACCGAGGUUUUUGGAGCCUCAGCAGUCGGGAAGACCCUGAUCUGCCACAGUGCUGCAGCGGCUACCGUCAUUUCGUCACAUCUUUUUCAAUCCGGCUCUCCUCCAUCUGAAUCUUUGACGGAGGCUCGAGGUUCUACGGUCCUCUACCUCGACACCAAGGGCGAGUUUGAUGCCUCCCGAUUGCGAAGCAUCAUUCGCUCUAUGUUGAAAAAGAAGUGCCACUUGGAGGAUGUGAAUGAUCUUGAUCACUCCACCAAUCACUGCCUCUCCCGCGUUUGGCACCGCCUCGUUCCUGGGGUUCAAGGCUUAACGGAUGGAUUGGUGGAGACGCGUUUGUGGGUCGCCUCUGCGUCGUUGCAGGAGGCACCUUCUUACGGUGACCAGUCGAGCGCUGAGGAACUUAACUUCUACUCAAAACUUCGCUUAGUCAUCGUCGACUGCAUCACUGCGCCGUUCGCUCCCUUCAUUGGCGCAUUUCCCAACGAGACCAACUUCCACCUACAAUCAAUCGCUGCUGAGCUGAGACGUAUUUCCGCUGACCUUCAUAUUGCAGUUUUGGCAACCAACAACCUGCGCUAUGGAGUGGAGGCACCACGUGGCUGUUUGGGUGAGUACUGGGCCACGGUGCCACAUCUCUCUCUUUACGUACAUCUCUCCGAGCCAGACCUUUUUCCUCUUCGAGUCAUCGUUGCCAUAAGACGGAAUCUACGGUGUACCACUGUCGAGCCUUUCACGGUGGAGAACGAUGAAACACCGCUUGAUUCUUGCAAAAUUGACUUCUUGGAGGAGUGGAAGAGCGAGAACUCAUGA